Messenger RNA from Odontomachus brunneus, 4857 nucleotides. It is a transcript of the gene UbcE2H, whose product is annotated as ubiquitin-conjugating enzyme E2 H. NCBI's taxonomy places the organism in Eukaryota, Metazoa, Arthropoda, Insecta, Hymenoptera, Formicidae. The transcript has 6 exons. Gene Ontology annotation, molecular function: ubiquitin conjugating enzyme activity. The record is from RefSeq and is a predicted model, not a curated record. Bases 747 to 1310 code for a protein of 187 amino acids. Gene Ontology annotation, biological process: protein polyubiquitination; ubiquitin-dependent protein catabolic process. Gene Ontology annotation, cellular component: nucleus.
CGGAUAGGAGAGUCCAGUGUGCAAGCGACGAGAACGUAAUCAGAUGGUGGUGAAGACCGUGGAUUGACAGGUCGCGGGGUGCACGAGAGUGAGAGAGAGAGAGAGAGGGAGAGAGAGGAAGAACAAGCAUUUACGCGACGACGGUGGCAUAGGCUCUCUCUCUGUGGCAGGGACGAAUUUUUUUCUGUGUGUAUGCGCGCGCGCGCGAGAGAGAGAGCAAGCGAGAGAAAUAAACAGCAAGGAAAAAAGAACGAGAGAGAAAGAGAGACGGGCAAAGCGACUGGCACGAGUGAGAGAGCACGGCUAGUCGACGAACGGGCUCGUCAUCGACGGUGACGAAAUGAUCCGCUAGCCUCGUGCUUUCUGGCCUGGCCCGGACGACAAAGAGGCCGACGAGGACGAGGAGGAGGCGAACGUGUGAAACAGGAGGUGACGGAGGAGCAGGACGACCACUCUUGUCUGGAAGUGCGUUGCCACAGUGCUCAAGUACGACCGCGAGGGCUGCUCUCUCCCUCGCGCUAAGGGUGUCCUCGGAAGGUAUCCGUGAGGCGCUCCAUCCAGGGGGCCCACCCGGGCACGGCGGCCUGUGAUCGGGCUCAGCUGAUCCACGCGCAGCGAGCCAGAGGAGGAGAAGGAGAAGGAGGCGGCGGAGACGGAGGAGGAAGCGGCGGUGGACGCUAGCAGCGCUGCGGGGCGCAAGGAGGGACUCCUGCCAAACACAGCCGGACGAUCAGCAUCGAUAAAAUAUGUCGUCCCCCAGCGCCGGCAAGCGACGUAUGGACACGGAUGUUAUCAAACUUAUAGAAAGCAAACACGAGGUGACAAUCCUAGGAGGGCUAAAUGAAUUCUCCGUUAAGUUCUACGGUCCACGAGGGACGCCUUACGAGGGUGGCAUAUGGAAGGUGAGGGUUCACUUACCAGAACAUUAUCCGUUCAAGUCUCCUUCAAUCGGCUUCAUGAACAAGGUCUACCAUCCUAACAUUGACGAAGUCUCAGGCACGGUGUGUCUAGACGUUAUAAACCAGGCUUGGACAGCCCUUUACGACUUGUCGAAUAUUUUCGAGUCUUUCCUGCCCCAACUGUUAACAUAUCCCAAUCCAAUCGACCCCCUGAACGGCGACGCUGCCGCGAUGUAUCUUCACAAACCGGAAGAGUACAAGAAGAAGGUAGCGGAUUACGUGAGGAAGUACGCGACGGAGGAGGCGCUGAGGGACCAGGAGAAUGGCGGCACCGGCAACGGGAUGUCCUCCGACAGCGAAUCCUCGAUGAGCGACUUCAGCGAGGAUGAAGCCCAGGACAUGGAGUUGUAACCAAAUAUUUUACCAUCCGUACCCAUAUCCUUAAUCUCGAUUCCCUGUAAGACCCGAUCGCUCGUCCUACCAAAUAGAUGCUUACACCCGAGACUCCGAGCUUCACUACUGGCGAUGGCGACGAGCCUUGUCGUCGUCGUCGUCAUCGUCGCUGUCGCCGCCGCCACCGUCGCUCUCGUCGUUCGGCGCAUGUAUGUCGAAUGUCCAACGAGAUGGUUGUCGUUGAUUGCGCAUACGCCCAACGGACGACCCGAGCUUCGGCUCGGCGAGAGUGAAAGCGACAGUGGCGAACGAGCUGAGAAGGGAGAAUCGUGCGGGGGUGCGCCGCGCGCUUCUCCGUGGAAGGGAAGCGAUCCUCGCCGAGCGCACCGAGGGACGCUUUCGGCCACGGUAAUGUCUAAUGAUCCGUUGCCCGAGCUCCAUUGAGUUGUGCCGUUAAUCCGUUUGCUGCGUUCAAUUACCACGAUCACGAUGAUGCGUUCGUCCGCGCGCAACGAACGCGCCGGCACGGACGUAAUCCGCGCUCUCUGCGCACGGAGUCUGAUUCUUCUCUCUCCGGGGAGAGCGUAGGGAACGGAAAGGAAGGGUAUGAGGAGAGGGAGAGAAAGUGAUAAGGAGUGAUAGAGAAAGAGAGAAAGAGGACCAUCCCUGGUAUUUACGGGUUAUUAUAUAUCUAUGCGUUGGUCGACGCGACGUCGAUUUUCCUAAUCGCUCGUAAUGCCCGGGAAUCCUGACAUCGAUCGGGUCAGUGCGUCAUCCUUGUGCGUAUCUACGAUACGUUUCUGUGUGAUUGAGAAGCGACCGUAAACCGAGACGAAAAUGCUUAGCAAUCGUACGAUGUGUCAGCUACAGAGAAAGAGAGAAAGAGAGAAAGAGAGAGAGAGAAAGCGAUAGGUACACGGCCGGUCGUGUCUCCCCCGUUUCGAGAUUCUCUCGCCCUCGUUUUUUUCUCGUUCAUUCUUUUUCCGAACGUCGCAGGUGUAUUCGUCGUUGUGAUAUUCGAAAACGCGUAACAAUAAUGAGGGAUCAAGCCCUCCUGUCGAAGCACGGGCUGCGCGUCUCUGGAGAAAGAUGCGCGCCACACGAUCUCGGCGUGCACCGAUCCGGCAGUCGCAUUUUCUCCACAACUAACGACUCCUUUGCUGCAGUUCAAGUGCUGCGCCAGAGAGCAUCUCUGUUUAAUUAAUGAUAUUUUCAUUAUUCGAAAUUAUACGUUAGCACAAUUGUUUAUCUUGCUCCCCAUUAUGCGAGUUUAUCAAGGAUAUACUUAAGGAUUGCGUUAGAGAGAGAGAGAGAGAGAGAGAGAGAGAGGAGGGAGGGGGAUAAAAAGAGAGAAGGAAAACGACAGGAAAGCAAGAUACGAUGAGUUGGUCUUCGCAAUACUUUCUUUUCUCGCAAUCGAUCGAUAAGGAAUCGUAGCGUCUCGCGACGAUUUUUCCGUUAAAGCAGGCCUUUGUUUAUGCAAUAAUGAGAGGGCACACACACAAAAUGUGAUGGAGUAUGGGUACUAGCACCGUCUUCCUUUUUCCUGCCAUCACCAUUCCCAAAACGUUUCCCUCGUAGGACGCAUCAACUACCAAUUGCCACGUCGUCGUCAUCGUUGUUGUCGUCGUCGUCGUCGGCGGCGGCGGUGGAGAAAAGAUCGAAUCUACCACGUAAACGACUGUACGGCCGUGACACGCACGUCGAGACAGUGCAACCGCCGUCCAAGGUAGCGCGAUCGUCCUACUGCCGCGGGGGAGGGAGUGCAAACGAGACUCUGAAUACAUUUCGAGCAUCCUCAGCGGCCCGUUUCGGACUGCGCGCAGCGGACGGGCGAUACACGGAAGAGACGCAAGCGGACGGAACUGCAGGACUGUCCACAUCGCGUGCCCAUUUCCCGGAAGUGAAUGUAGUAGAUAUUUAGUCGGGAGAGAAGGCUGCGAGUUGGACGACAUUUAAUGUCUGCCCGCGAAAUUUUAAGUCAAUUUAUAUUAUUUUAAUCUCUCAUCGUCACGUCUGACUCAUUAUAGAUUUCAUAUAGGAUAUCAUUGUUAUAUACAUUAAGAGGAGAACGUACAUUAAACUAAAUUGGUUUCUUACGAUUUUCGAGAGACACUUCCCUUUCUAACGACAAGACAUCGGAAAGGUCCUUACGCCGAAAACAGGAAAACACAGAAGAUUGAGAGAAAGAGAGAGAGAAAAAAGAAAGAAACGUCUUUAUGUCGAAUGAUCAUUACUUACACUCCGCUAUGCAGUCUCUGUUCUGUUGUCUCGACAAUUAGAAUUAGAGGAAAUAAAAUCAAAGAUCUCAGGGAACCUCGUUUCGAAAGAGAUCCGCGCGGUUGUAUCUCGUCGCGGAAGUAAUGAAAAUUAAGAAUCAACUGCACGACAAGCGUGUGAAAAGAGAAGGCGGGAGAAGGACAAAAUUUAUUUCUACGCUUGGCCGUGUAUCUGCGAGUUUUUGCGGUUAAGAGAGAACCAACCAAAGUAGCGUAAAGGAUUGCGUUCCUUGGCGAUAUUAAAUAGAAAAAUCUGCGAAUUUUCUCACGCGAGAAUUGCGAAAUUGUACAAAUCUCGGGAGAUAUGCACACGCGUGCACAUGUGCGCAAGCAUACACGUAUACACAAUAUACACGGUAAUUCUCGAUGAAAUAGUGUCUCGUUUCGAAUUGAUCUCUCUCCUUUGCAUAAUUUACAUGUAUGCAAUGCAAUUGACUAUACAUGAAUAUAGACGUUAUAUUUCAGUGCCUUCUCACAGGCAGAAAGAAGUGUGCCUUAUUAUAUGGGUCUCUGUAAAGAGUUGCAUUGGAAAACAAUGAGCGAAAUACGGCGGAGCAUUUAGCGCUUUAACACAUCUGCGAAUGAGAAAUUUAUUGCAAGCCGAUGCCGACGGUGUUUUUACUUUUCAAACUAGGGAUAAUUGUCGAAAGUGAUUGUUAGCUUCAAUAAUUUCUUUUUUCCCGGUGAUUAUUGAAUUAUGUAAAACGUGAUUGAACGGAACAAAAAUUUGAGAGAGGUGUAGGGAAGCGCGAACUGGGAAUUUUAUAAUCUGUUUAUUUUUCUUUUUUUUCCUUUUUUAUGAAUCGCGCGCGUGAUCGUUUUGUUUCCAGAUCAGCAAGUGGAUUUACUCCUUUAGUCCUUAACGAAUCAAUGUAAUGAUAUUGUUAUUUAAUUAUAACCGUAGUGCAUGAGCGCGCACUGGACAUAAUCAAAUUGUGAAACGCGGCAAUCAAAAUUCAAACGUAUAGCGAAAUAAAUCGUAAUUUUUUGCAGGUAUGCAACCGCGGCCUCUGUUAUCUUGUUAAUUCGAUGAAGUCUAUUGUCCAGGUUUUGUUACAUCACGCGACAGCUGCGCUCACUUCCUCCUUUUUUCUUUUAAUUUCGUUUUCCUGUUUUAUAUAAUGAGAUGCGAUAUACUAUUUACAUAUUUACGCUAUUAUUUAAGACAUACUUUUCACAGACAUGACGCGUUUCUCAGCGAGUUCAUGCUGCUGGCGACGCGUGUCGCAAUGUAUAUUUACCGUUUAGAAAAGAAUUGCUAUUAAAAUCGAAUUUGAAUGAUCAAA